ACACAAAAGAAAAACAUUAAUGUCUGGUUGCCAGGUGUACCGUCAUCGUCAUCCCUCUUUAUUUUCUCUCCUCCUUCUCUCGCUCGCUCGCCAGAUCUGACGUCUCUCUUCCAUCUUCUUCAGAUCUCUCCCACCUCCGAUUACGUUUCCAGCUCAGAUUCCUCAGAACCUUUCCUACCGAUUCCGAUCUCUAUUCUCGCAUCUUUCUCCUGAAAGGUGAGGAUCUGCAAGUUUCUUUGCUAGAGUACGCAAAAAGAGUUUCAGGGGACUUGCUAUUGAAGAGGACAGUUCAUUUCAUCUGUUGCGACCAUGAAGAAAGUCUUUGAUCAGACUGUUAGGGACCUUAAGAGAGAGGUGAAUAAGAAAGUACUAAAGGUGCCCGGGAUAGAGCAGAAGGUUCUUGAUGCGACCAGCAAUGAGCCAUGGGGUCCUCAUGGAUCACAUCUGGCGGAUAUCGCACAGGCUACAAGAAACUACAAUGAAUACCAGAUGAUCAUGGCAGUGCUUUGGAAAAGAAUCAAUGAUACUGGUAAAAAUUGGAGGCAUGUGUACAAGGCACUGACUGUUUUAGAAUACCUGGUGGCACAUGGGUCUGAGCGUGUCAUUGAUGAGAUAAGGGAACAUGCUUACCAGAUAUCAACUCUAUCCGAUUUCCAAUACAUUGAUUCCAGUGGGAGGGACCAGGGGAGCAAUGUCAGAAAGAAAUCUCAGGCUAUUGUUGUACUUGUGAAUGAUAAGGAAAGAAUACAAGAAGUUAGACAGAAAGCACUUGCUAACAGGGACAAGUAUCGUGGUGCAUCAGCAACCGGUGGAAUGUACAGGCCCAGUUCCUAUUCAAGCACAGGUGGUGCAAAUGGUGAUCGAUAUGAUGAUGAUCGUUAUGGAUAUAGAGAUGAUGACCGGAAUGGGUAUGCGAGAGAAAGAGAAUGGGGUAACAAAGAUGAUGAUCGAUAUGGUAGAGGUGGGGACUCGUAUGGUCGGGGUGGUGACCGUUAUGGUAGGGAUUCUGAUGAACGAUAUGGAAGAGAUGGUUACAGAGAUGAUGAUUACAGGGGAAAUCGGAGCAACGAGGAUGAUCAUUAUGGGUCAAGAAGUAGGAGCUCUGAGAGAGAAAAAGAUCGUCCCUAUGAGGAUGAUGAUCGUUAUUCAUCUCGAAGUGGUGGCGGCAGACCUGAUGACCGGUCUCCAGAUGAAAGGCGGCUUGAGCGCAAACUGUCUGAACAGAAUGUGGGUGCACCUCCCACUUAUGAAGAAGCAACAACUGAUGCUCAAAACCAUACUCCAGAGGAAAGGGAUGGAAGGACCAUAGCGGCAGCACCUAAAGCAUCCUCUCCAACCCCUGGAAGCACCAUUCAAACUCAGGCCACAACUAUGGUUGAUGUAGCUGCAUCUUCCGCCAUCAAGGAAGUUGAUGCAUUUGAUGAAUUUGAUCCACGUGCUUCUGUAUCAGCUGCUCCACCACCCACUGCAAGCACUGGAGAAGUGGACCUCUUUGGUGCCUUCUCAGAUUCAGUUUCUCCAAAUGCAUUGGCUCUUGUGCCAGUGGCAUCAGUGACCACAGCUCCUGAGCCUAGUGCACCUGCAAAUUCUGGUUUUGGGGUUAACUUUGUGCCACUAUCAUCUGCAUCAACCGUUCUGAACCAGCCUGCUGAGAAUCCCUUUGGGGAUCCUCCUUUCAAAGCUAUUCCUGUCAAAGACAGUUUCACGGCUCAACCACAGGGAUUUGCAUCUACAGCUUCAUUCCAGCCGCCUCAUGCAAUUCCUGAAAGUUCAGCACCUCUCCAACCAGUCUCUAACUUUGAAUUUGCUGAUACAUUUCAAGGAAUUACUUAUGCUCCUCCCAGCAUUGCCAAUGCUCAGUUUCCCUCCACAACCUCUGAGUUUCCGCACCAAGUGCUGCCAACAGCACAGCCAAGCAGUGAUUUUCUUGACAGCCUUCUCUCACAGUCAGGGCCUGCAGCUACCGCAGUAGCUUCUCAGGCAGCUCUCCCGGCUGCAACUGGACCACAAAUGGGACCUGCAGCUACCCCAGUAGCUUCUCACGCAGUUCUUCCAGUUCCAACCGGACCACAAAUGGGGCCUGUAGCAACCCCGGUAGCAGUUUUCCCAGAUCCAACUGGAGCACCGGCUAAAGCUCAACCCCCGAAGGACAAGUUUGAAACCAAGUCGACUGUCUGGACUGACACGUUGAGCCGAGGUCUUGUCAACUUGAAUAUAUCAGGACCCAAGAUCAAUCCAUUGGCUGACAUCGGGAUUGACUUUGACUCCAUUAAUAGGAUGGAAAAGAGAAAGGAGAAGAGCUCUGCAGCUACUGUAACAUCUACUAUCACAAUGGGUAAGGCUAUGGGAUCUGGUUCUGGCAUUGGCCGUGCUGGUGCAACUGGUCUUGCACCUCCCCCAGGGCCCAUGUUGGGCAACGGAAUGGGCAUGGGUGGUGGUGCUGGUAUGGGAAUGGGCAUGGGAAAUGCAGCUGGCAUGGGCAUGGGUGGUUAUGGAGGAAUGAAUCGACCCAUGGGCAUGGUGGGAGGAAUGAAUCAACCCAUGGGGAUGGGGAUGGGGAUGGGCAUGAACAUGGGCAUGGGGAUGGGCAUGAACAUGGGCAUGGCUCAGGGAGCACAAAUGCGGCCCGCUGCUGGUUUGCCUCCUUCUGUGCCAGGCAUGCCUAGUGGAUACAACCCCAUGAUGGGUAUGGGUGGUUAUACUUCUCAACAACCAUAUGGAGGAUACAGAUGAAGCUCAAUCUGCUGCUGCAUUAAAGAAAAAAAAAACAGAGAAAAACAAAAAAAUCUUUCAGAUAGAAGAGUUUUGGUUGCUGGAGGUAAGCAAGUAUACAACACGCUCCUAUUGUUAUCAUAAUCCAUCUGUUUCAUAUAGUUGGUGGUUUCAUUGCACUAUUCUAAGCCCUGUUCCCCUUUUUUUUUUUUGUUACUGCUUGCCCUAGGUUUUUUGGGAGAAUUGCCUGUAGGGUAUAUAUAUACAUAUGUUUAUUCAUCUGGCCUAGGUUCAAUGUCAUUUGGCAACUCUCCUUGUAUUGCGAAUCUUAGUGUUGCUGCUGCUGCUUUCAGCUGUUGUGGGAGUUUCUACUGUAAUGAUGAUGAGGAUGAUGGACGGUUCUUGUUUCUUGAAACUAUUGAGAUUUAUUAUGGCAUGCAUGUUGAAAAAAAAAAUAAAAUUUGAUUAUUCUUUGUA
Messenger RNA from Magnolia sinica, 3189 nucleotides. RefSeq names its product clathrin interactor EPSIN 2-like. The coding region runs from base 310 to 2733 and encodes 807 amino acids. The transcript is spliced from 14 exons. Gene Ontology annotation, molecular function: phospholipid binding; clathrin binding. The record is from RefSeq and is a predicted model, not a curated record. NCBI's taxonomy places the organism in Eukaryota, Viridiplantae, Streptophyta, Magnoliopsida, Magnoliales, Magnoliaceae. Gene Ontology annotation, cellular component: plasma membrane; endosome; clathrin vesicle coat. Gene Ontology annotation, biological process: endocytosis.